Messenger RNA from Quercus lobata, 2037 nucleotides. Its product is annotated as Protein kinase superfamily protein. NCBI's taxonomy places the organism in Eukaryota, Viridiplantae, Streptophyta, Magnoliopsida, Fagales, Fagaceae. Bases 165 to 1823 code for a protein of 552 amino acids. The transcript is spliced from 10 exons. Gene Ontology annotation, cellular component: plastoglobule; plasma membrane. The record is from RefSeq and is a predicted model, not a curated record.
AUUAUUCGCGAGCGUUGCAUGAAGAGCGCACAGACGUUGUCGUUUUAUGGUAAUUGCGAGUGAUGUCAUAUGUUUGAAUGAAUAUUCUGUUGGUGUCCUUCCUUCCUUCAUCCUGGUUCUGGAGUUUCAGCUAAUUGUGAGUGAGUGAGUGAUUGGUUAGAGAGAUGGCGGUUUCAGCUAUAAGAGGCGGUCGGUUGUUUCAUCAUCAUCAUCAUCGUCCUCAGUUGUUAUCACCCUCAGAUAAUUUCUUAAGAAGAAGGAAGCAGCAACUGAAUUGUGGAGGUGUCUCUAACCCAAAUUUCACUUUAUUUGCUCGUUAUUCUCAAGCCCAGGGCCAGGGUCACACCCAGGAUCGUUUCUCUUCUCCUUCUCGCCUCCAAGAUAGUAUUGAGGGGCUUCCCAAACUGGUGGAGGAUAUUGUCCAAACAUCCAUCACUACUGGUCCACGUGGUGCCCUUAGGCUUGCCCAAGGUGUCCAAGCUUUUCUCGGUGUUGGUAGCGAGUGGCUAGCUGAUGUUUCCAAAUCAACAAAUUCAUCUGUUGGAUUACCAACUCAAAUGCAGCUUGGACUACUUUCACCAGUUUAUUUAAGGAGAUUAUUUGAACGCAUGGGGGCGACCUACAUCAAAUUAGGCCAGUUCAUAGCAUCUGCACCAACAUUGUUCCCUCCAGAAUAUGUCCAAGAAUUUCAAAGCUGUUUUGAUAGAACUCCUGCAGUUCCUUUUGAAGACAUUCAAAAAAUUUUGCGUGAGGAAUUGGGGAGACCCAUAGAUAGUGUCUAUGAAUAUGUUGACCCAACUCCACUUGCUUCGGCCUCAAUAGCCCAGGUUCAUGGUGCAAGGCUUAGAGGCUCCCAAGAUGAUGUAGUUAUAAAGGUCUUGAAACCGGGAAUAGAGGACGUAUUGGUGGCAGAUCUGAAUUUUGUAUACAUCGUUGCUCGCAUAUUGGAGUUUUUGAACCCUGAACUCAGCCGUGCAUCAUUGGUUGAUGUUGUCAAAGACAUACGAGUGUCAAUGCUUGAAGAAGUUGACUUUUACAAGGAGGCUGCAAAUAUUGAGUCCUUUAGGAGAUAUCUGGAAGCCAUGGGACUCACAAGGCAAGCUACAGCUCCAAAAGUGUAUCAGCACUGCAGCACCCGACGACUUCUGACAAUGCAGAGGCUUUAUGGAGUUCCUCUUACUGACCUAGACUCCAUAAGUUCACUUGUUUCUAGUCCAGAGGCUAGUCUUAUAACUGCUCUUAACGUGUGGUUUGGUAGCUUGCUCGGCUGUGAAUCCUUCCAUGCAGAUGUUCAUGCAGGCAAUUUGUGGUUGUUACGUGAUGGUCGUAUUGGGUUUCUUGAUUUUGGAAUUGUUGGGCGUAUAUCUCCCAAGACAUGGGCUGCCAUGGAAAUAUUUUUGGCAUCAAUUGCAGCUGAAGAAUAUGAUUCGAUGGCAUCUUCCUUGAUUGAAAUGGGUGCUACAGACAAGGAUAUCGAUACUAAGGCUUUUGCAAGAGACUUGGAAAAGAUAUUUUCAUCAAUACAGGAUUUGGAUACAGAAAUAGUUGUAGCAACAGCCAGGGGGACAACUACAGAUGCAACCGCUAUCUCUGCUAAUCUAGUUGUUGAUGAGAGGCAAAUGAAUGCACUCUUUCUUGAUGUGGUUCGGGUUAGUGAAUCUUACGGAUUGAGAUUUCCUCGUGAAUUUGCACUUCUCAUGAAGCAGCUUCUAUAUUUUGAUCGGUACACCCGGUUGUUGGCUCCGAACAUGAAUAUGCUUCAGGACCAGAGGAUCUCCAUUGUUUCAAACCGAAGAAGCAAAUACAGGGACAGUUUCAAAUGAAUCUUGUUUAUAUAGAUAUACUUUCUCCUAGGUGAAAGGCUUUAUUUUUGUUUCUCUUUUAUAUAUAUGACAAUAAGCACUCCAUAGUUAGAAUUAAACAUCCAAGAGGAAAAUAUAGACAAAGCAAGAAAGAUAUGUACUCAUUUAAUUCAAAGUGCUAUACAUGAUUUAGUAGCAAUGGAACUUUUGAUAAUUCUGUUGUAUGAGCAUUAGG